Radiomyces spectabilis is the source of this 2574-nucleotide messenger RNA. RefSeq lists its product as uncharacterized. The transcript has 10 exons. The record is from RefSeq and is a predicted model, not a curated record. Gene Ontology annotation, biological process: double-strand break repair; DNA double-strand break attachment to nuclear envelope. Bases 1 to 2574 code for a protein of 857 amino acids. Gene Ontology annotation, cellular component: nucleus; Cul8-RING ubiquitin ligase complex. Lineage: Eukaryota; Fungi; Mucoromycota; Mucoromycetes; Mucorales; Radiomycetaceae.
AUGUCCCAAGCAAUAUUUGUCGAUGUGAUCUCUCAGCUUGACAGUGCUUUAAGCCGUCCGAGACGGGAAUAUUUGGCUCAGCUAUUGCGAGACAAUGGAGCCACAUGCAUUGACUCGGAACCCACCGAUGACGACUCAUCCACUGAAUCGCCUAUUGCACCUACUCAUAUUGUCUCAAUGCGUGCACCUUCCGUGGUGCGAACCACCGAACUUCAGAAACGCGCCGUCGUAGUAUCGCCACAAUGGGUAGAAGCUGCGGUCAAAAAUGGAUUCAAACAUCGUCCUGAAUUCUAUUCCACCGACCCUCUCAAGUUCUUUUCCGGUAUCGUCGUGACGACGUCAGGUUUACCUACGGCCGACCGAGAAGCGAUCUACGGUGGUGUCAUGGCUUUGGGUGGUCAGUUUCGCGAAGAUUUGACGCAGGAUGUUACACAUUUGGCCUGUUUGGCACCACAAGGGAAAAAAUACGAAGAAGCCAUCAAACGACGAAAUAUCAUCAAAACUGUUCUUCCUCAUUGGUUUGAUGAUUGCUUCAAAUUCAAGCGUCUGGUUCGCGAAGAUGUCUAUCUAUUUCCGGAUCCGCCUUUAAUGCGCACCAUCAAAGCUUCCAGAACAGACGAUGUAGAAGAACCAACGGGCGAUAAAGUACCCGAGCGAACCAAAGAGGACAAAUUGAUUUAUGUUCAUCCUACAGCGGACGCUUUGCCCACCACCGAACCUAAAGAAAAAUAUUUGGCCGAUCGUUGCUUCUUCUUUGCCGCCGACUUGAAACUUAAAGAUGAGCUCCUUCCCAAAAUCGAAUCGUGCCUCAUCAAAGCAGGCGCUACCGUCGAGUCAACCUUUUCCGACAAGGUCAAUAUCGUCAUUGCAAAGUACCGCUCGUCUCCCGAAUGUAUAAAAGCUUGUCAAGAACACAAGCUGGUGGCCAGUUUAUGGUGGAUCUUCAAUACCCUUGCACGCCAACGAUUCGAAUUGCCCACACGGACCUUGCUCGACUAUCCACAGCCGAAAGGAGGGAUCCCAGGCAUGGAGAAUAUGGUUAUUACCGUCUCCACUUAUACCGGUAUCGCACGUGUAAUUUUACGCACCCUGAUCCAGGCCGUCGGAGCUACUUUUACACCCUCCUUGAGCGAAAGAAAUACACAUGUCAUCGCAGGAAGCAAAGCGAGCAUGAAGUAUCAAAAAGCCUUUGAAAAGAAUUUGCCCAUUGUCAACCAUUUAUGGUUGGAAGAGUGUUUCCAGAAAUGGUGUGUCAAAACACCGGUGGAUGAGCGAUACGUGAUGUUCCCGGGAGGCCACAUUCUGGAUGAUUUGGUAGGUAAAACGCCUCUGUUGCCGGAAGACAUGGAACGAUGGUGGCGCGAUCCCGAAAAUGCACCGGCUACCAUUCCAUUUGCUCCGAAACCCGUCGCACUGUCACCGGCCAAGUCCCACAAAGAACUGGGCAGUCCAGUAGAGACAGGAGAAGAGACCAGCCGAUCCCCGUCUCCGACCGCCUUGGUGCCUGGAUCCACCAAAGAAGGCAGUUCAGUGUCCCCCACACCAAUGGAUGAAAAGCGCCAUCCCAAACGCAACUUGGGCGAUGAAAAUCCGGAAGCCGAAGUCGCCAAACGACAACGAAUUGCCUCCCAAGAGGAGAUUCAAGAAAAGGAAGCCGAAGCGGUGCCUGAAGAAGCAUCCGAACCACCAGCCAUGGAGGAAGCCGACGAAACGUCGCCUGCUUCCCCUAUGGAGGAAAUUAUGGAGCAGCCUGCCUCGGCCGAGAAAUCCGACGAGGACAUGACAGAUGCAGAAUCUGAACAAAAAGAAGAAACUCAAUCAUCCCCGCCGUCACCGCCGGCCACCAAAUCACGUUCACGCACCCCCACCUCCAGAGAAACCGACCAUCCGCCAUCCACGGCCCCUUCCUCACAGGCAAGCACGGCCAAAUCCAAACACGGCAAUACAAUCAAGAUUGCCACAUCCAAUGUGACAUUAAGCAGCGAUGACAAAUCGGCCAUUCGUCGUUUAGGCGGCGGUACAACUGAAAACAUACUGCAAGCGACCCAUCUGGUGGUGGAGAAACGGAUACUGCGAACACCGAAAUUCCUUUGUGCUGUCAACUUGGGACUUUCCAUAGUGCGUCUCGAAUGGUUAAAAGAUUCCAUCAGUCAGGAGCAAUGGCAGAAUGAAUCAGAAUACGAGGUUCAUGAUAGUGAUGUGGAGAAGCGUCUCGGAUUCAAUUUGGCGAAAAGUCUCGAUAUCGCACGAAAGCAUCAAGUGGAAUACAAAUCAGGGACCCGCGGGACCUGGCUGGAAGGUUACGAGAUCUGUAUAUUGCAAACCAACAAAAACGCCGUAAAGGAUGUGAUUGAGACCGCCGGAGGAAAAGUGGUGCCGAAACCAUCGGCCAGACGAUUACGUGAUCUUUUAUCAGGCAGCACGCAAACCCGGUUACUGGUGGUAUCGACCGCCCAAGAUAAAGACAAGUGGACCGAAUACUCAUUGCACAAUGUUCCCGUCUACGACACAGAAAUCAUCAUCGCCGGCGCCUUCCGUCAACGCCUCGAUUUCGAUGAAUUUCGUCUUGCUUGA